AUGGACUUUAAUGAAUUGGUCAAAACAACAGGUGGACUUUUAUCAUUUAAUAACUUUUUGUCGACAAGUCUUGAUCGAGAAGUAUCUCUUGCCUUUGCUGAGAGUAAUCACAGUGAUCCUCAUCUUAUAGGUGUUUUAUUUGAAACAACUAGCAAUCCAUCAACAUCAACUACUGUUUUCGCACAAAUUCAUGAUGUCAGUUAUUUCGAAGGAGAAAAAGAAAUUCUCUUUUCCGUGAAUUCUAUUUUCCGUAUUGGCUCAAUAAAAGAAAUCGAUGGAAAUAAUCGUCUUUGGCAAGUCGAUUUAACAUUGACCAGUGACAAUGAUCCUGAAUUGCUUGCACUUACUGAAGGAAUGCGCCAAGAGAUCUAUUCAUAUAUUGACGGAUGGAAUCGUUUGGCACUCGAAAUUCGUCAAAAAGCUCUGCCUUCAAAUCAUCCUGAUUUGGCUACUUCUUAUGACAACAUUGGAGUGGCAUAUUCCAACGUCGAUGAUUAUUUAAAUGCAUUGUCAUCUCAUCAGAAAGCACUGAAUAUUCGUGAAAAAGCUCUUCCUUCAGACCAUCCUGAAUUAAGUCCUUAUUACAACGUCAUUGCGGAAAUCUCACUACCAUCAAAUCAUCCAUAUGUUCAAUUAUAUGGAGAUAAUCUCCAACGUGCGAAAAAGAAAGUGUAA
This is a messenger RNA of Rotaria sp. Silwood1, 675 nucleotides long. NCBI's taxonomy places the organism in Eukaryota, Metazoa, Rotifera, Eurotatoria, Philodinida, Philodinidae. The record is from the annotation of a GenBank genome assembly.